UCUGGGAGGGGCCGAGGGUGGUCCCUCAGAUCCCGGCAGCCCCAGCCCACUGGGAGGUCAGACGCCUCCUUGGCUGGACGUCUGCACCAUGGACAGGGAUCUGAGUGACGAGGACAGUGUGGCCGACCUCAGCUUUGAGGCCGAGAGUCCUCUGGCGCCCCCGGCUGAGCUCCUGGACAGACUGCCCAGCUAUGACUGGCUUCUGCAAGGAGGUGGUCGGCAGAUAUUCUUUCCACCUUUGGAGGCUCCCGGGAGACCCCUGGACCAAAGGUGCUGGUCCUCAUUCAUGGAACUCAGAGUCCCCACGGUGACAGAGGAAGUGGCUCGUGAAGCCCUCCUCAGCUUUGUGAGCUCCAAAUGCUGCUAUGGCAGCGCGGCCGCCGGGGACCUCGUCAUCCAGGAGCUCAAGCAGCAGACCCUCUGCAGGUAUCGACUAGAGACUUUUAGCGAAUCAAGGAUAAGCGAAUGGACAUUUCAACCCUUUACUAACCAGUCAGUGGAUGGGCCACAAAGAGGGACCUCCCCCAGACUGUGGGACAUCAGGGUCCAGGUCCCCCCGAUGUUUCAUGAAGACACGAGGAAGUUCCAAGUCCCUCACUCGUCAGUGGUCAAGGAAUGUCACAAAUGCCAUGGGCGUGGGCGCUACAAGUGCAGCGGCUGCCAUGGGGCUGGCAUGGUGAGAUGCUCCUCCUGCAGCGGAGCCAAGCGCAAAGCCAAGCAGUCCCGGAGGUGUCAGAUGUGCUCAGGGUCUGGCAGGCGGAGGUGCAGCACAUGCUCAGGGAGGGGAAACAAGACCUGCGCCACCUGCAAGGGGGAGAAGAAACUGCUGCACUUCAUCCAGCUGGUCAUCAUGUGGAAGAACAGCCUGUUUGAGUUUGUGUCUGAGCACCGACUGAAUUGCCCUGGGGAGCUCCUUGCUAAAGCCAAAGGAGAAAGCCUCUUUAAGGAUGAAAACACCACGGUGUACCCCAUUGUGGAUUUCCCGCUGCGGGAGAUCUCUCUGGCUUCCCAGAGGGGCAUUGCGGAGCACAGCGCUGCCCUGGCCUCCCGGGCCCGAGUCCUGCAGCAGCGCCAGACCAUCGAGCUGAUCCCCCUCACAGAAGUUCAUUACUGGUACCAAGGACAGACUUAUGUCUACUACAUCUAUGGCACUGACCACAGGGUGUAUGUGGUGGACUACCCUGAGCGGUACUGCUGUGGCUGCACCAUCAUCUGACAUGGCUCAGCUAUCUCCAGAGCCUGCACUCUUGUUCCCCAAGGAGGACAAAUGAGGUCCCCGAGUGACUGGCUACAUUGGACGAUCAUAUACAAAUCCCAGUGUGUCCUUCUAGACAGUUCAACGUAUCACCUGUCAAGCUUUCCAGAGCUCAUCUAGAGGAAUCCAUCAUCAUGUGUUUAACCUACGAGAAUCCAGCUACACACAUUUCUUUAGAACAGAUAAUUUAAGCGGCCCCUGGUCUCCCAAGCUUUCGCCCCGAUGGAGCGUGUGGUUUGAUUUUGCCUCUCCCUUUAGCUUGCUCAGUUCUGCGGGGCCACUGCUAGGGUGAGCCUUUUGCCAAGCUGAGCGUUAUUC
Molecule: messenger RNA, 1573 nt
Organism: Nyctereutes procyonoides (raccoon dog)
Lineage: Eukaryota; Metazoa; Chordata; Mammalia; Carnivora; Canidae
Gene: SSUH2
Product: ssu-2 homolog
Exons: 12
Coding region: 89-1216 (375 amino acids)
Molecular function (GO): heat shock protein binding
Source: RefSeq, a predicted model, not a curated record